Molecule: messenger RNA, 3021 nt
Organism: Drosophila grimshawi
Lineage: Eukaryota; Metazoa; Arthropoda; Insecta; Diptera; Drosophilidae
Gene: FucTA
Product: glycoprotein 3-alpha-L-fucosyltransferase A
Exons: 5
Coding region: 367-1875 (502 amino acids)
Cellular component (GO): membrane
Molecular function (GO): alpha-(1->3)-fucosyltransferase activity
Source: RefSeq, a predicted model, not a curated record
CCUAGUCACAUUUGGCAAUGUGUCAUAAUUCUGCAGAUAACAUAUAGCAAUAAAGUUGAUGAAGCGCCACAAUGCCACGACUGCGAUUACGAGUAGAUAUCGACUCAAAUUCGGUUUCAGUUGGUCUCAAAGAGCAGUUAUUCAUGUGAAAGCAACCGAACAGCAAGCACCAUACGACUAAAAUAGAUCACGGUGACAAUACUCGAACAAUUUCGUACUUGGAGCAAAAUGCCCAAGUUAACUGGCUGAGUCGGUGGCCAGCUCCAAAACGCUUUAAACAUAUAAAGUGACCUUAAUCACGCAAAAACAACGUUACGGAUAGCAGACACAGAGACGGAACCGGAGUAGAACGGAGCUGGAUUCAGAAUGCGACGACCAAAAAUAUCGCUGAAAAAGUAUUUCUAUUUUACAUUGAUUUGUGCGCUGCUGCUGAUUUUUGGCUUUAAUCUCAAAGAGUACGAGAUAUGGAAAUCGAACCGGGAGCCGCGAUCCCUAUUGUCGGUUACCCAACAGCAGCAGCAGCAGCGACAACAUGAGGCAAUAAAUGAGAUGAAAGGCUUGAUAGUUUGGGAAACCACCUCAACAUACGAAUCAGCGCCGCCAGCUUCGCCCGUACCGGCGUCCGACCAGGAUCAGCAGCUGCAGGAGUUAGACGCAGAGGAGGAGGGAGCAGCGGGAGAUAGGCGUGCACAGACAGCGGCUACAGCUAAGCCCUGGUUCUUUCGGAAUGGUGAAUACUAUCCGAAGCCGGCGAAGACAUUUAGCAAUCGCAAGGCAAGGAAAUUGCAUGCACCGCGACUAUUUCCACAGGAGGAUCAACACGGUGAUCGUGUUGUCAACCAGCUGAUGUAUGUGCCGCACAAUUACGAGCAGAUCAAGGCGAGUGGCAAGCUGAAAACCAUCUUGCUGUAUAACGGACUGGGGCCGUGGAAUGUAAAAAAGGGUCGCGAGGUUUUCCUCCGCUCCAAGUGCCCGGUGGAUACCUGUGAGCUGACUGCCAAUCGUGAUCUGGCCAGCGUGGCCGACAUGAUACUCUACAAGGACACAUACAUACCCACAGGGAUUCGCCGGCCCAACAACCACAAGCAGGUCAACAUGAUGUACUAUCUGGAAUGUCCAUAUCAUACGCAAAACGUCAAAGUGCCGGAUGCCAUCAACUGGACGGCAACCUACAGACGUGACAGCACUGUGAUGGCGCCCUAUGAGAAAUGGCAGUACUACGACAAUAAGGUGCAGCAGCAGGAACAGGAUCACAAUUAUGCUCUCAACAAGACGAAAAAGGUUGCCUGGUUUGUGUCCAAUUGCGGGGCGCGCAACGGCCGACUGCAGUACGCACACGAGCUACAAAAGCACAUUGAGGUGGAUAUUUAUGGGGGAUGUGGCAAUUACAAAUGCCCUCGAAGCACUGCUGAUAGAUGCUUCGAUAUACUGGACAAUGAUUACAAGUUCUAUUUGGCAUUCGAGAACUCCAAUUGCCGGGAUUACAUAACGGAGAAGUUUUUUGUGAAUGCACUGAAUCGCAAGGUGUUGCCAAUCGUAAUGGGCGCUCGUCCCGAGGACUACGAGGUGAGUGCUCCACGUCGCUCUUACAUCCACGUCGAUGAGUUUGCCUCACCGAAAGAGCUGGCCGAGUAUCUGCACAUACUCGACAAGGAUGACGAGCUGUACAACUCGUAUUUCAAGUGGAAGGGCACCGGUGAGUUCAUCAACACAUACUUCUGGUGUCGUGUCUGCUCCACGCUGCACAACGAGGAUCAGCUGCGUAAGUCGUCCUGGUACCAUGAUGUCAAUGAUUGGUGGCGUGGUGCUGGCAUUUGCACCUCGGGAUCGUGGCGCAACUUUAAGGCGCGCAUGGAUGUGAUUAGCGAUGAUUGAGAUGGGGUCGUUGUCCAGAUAGUGGACGGCGCCGGUGUCAUUACGUAAUCAAAAUCCAAUAUGUGCGGCUAAAUUGUUGUUGUUUUUAGUAGGUAUGUUUGUACUAUGUGUAAAAAUUUCCCUAUUCGCUUUUAUCGAAGCACUCCGGGCCCGGGACCCGAAGUUAAAAUACUACUUGUUUUCUAGCUAGAACUAAGUACAACUAAUCGCUUCUAGUAUAUACAUAUUUUACUGGCGUACUAUUUAAAUAUUAAGCAUGAGCAAAUCGAAAAUCAAACGAGCAUGGGGCAAAACAACAAACAAAAAAAAAACUCGAUUUAAACAUGUUCCUUCCAGGAUUGAAAGAACCGCUUAUCGAAUGUUCAAUACAAAGACAGAGCGCAUAGAAACUAGCCUAUAGACUAAAGAUCCCAAGAAGAUCAUUGUAACAUAUACAAUACCAAAUAAAUAAGAGAAAUUAGUCUAGUUAUACAAAAUAUAUGUACUUAUAUAUAAAAUGAAAUUUAUAUUUUAGUUGUUCAAACAGCAAGUCCAAUAUAGAGCAUAGACAAAAGACCGAAUGGACACUCACAUAAAAACACUCACACCCAUAAAUGUUCAGUAGCUUAAAUAGGUAUUAGCUAUUUAUUGCAGGCAUAUAAACAAGUACAUUCAUACAUUUGCCACAUAUAAUUAUAAAUCAUUUUGUAAGCAAUAUUUUUGUAAGCAACAAAGUCAACAUAUUUUCAUUUCGUCUGCUCAAAGAGUUUUGAUUUAAAUAGCGAUGAUUUUUGUUGCAUUAACUUAAUAAUUAAAUGCUGCAGAGGCAAACGCACAAAGUCGCGCAAUACUCAGCCUUGUCUGACCUUUAUUCUCGUGGUAAGCUUCACUGCUGCAACACCUCAAAGAAACAUUCCUAUUUAUACACUUACUAAUUUGAAUACUUAGCCAUAAUCAUCACCUUUGCUCAGUUACCGCUUUCAACCUAAGUCAGUGUUAAAAUCGUGCCAUUAAGUAAUUAUAUGUGUACCACUUAUUUAUUAUGUGCAUACAUAGCUGUUUAGGAUAGAGUAUUUAAUCUUCGGAUAAUAGCUUUGCUGACUUACUGACUUCGUGUACAGCAAUGUGUACUUAACUAUCAUUUGAUUUUUGUAUAUUUUAAUGUGU